CGAUGAGUCACUUCUCGCGAGAACAAUUAGCUCGUCGGUGGCGAGGAUUUGCAAAUGGAGGUUGCGGAAAAUCUCAGACUUUGAACGACAAUAGGUACACGCAGCCAUGUCUGAUUCUCUGUAUGAGAAGUUUUUGGCCCCCGAGGAGCCUUUCCCUCUCCUCUCCCAGAGAGCCAAUCUCAGUGAUGUGGGAACGCUUGAUGUCAGUGAUUUUGGCUGUCAGCUCUCAUCCUGUCACAGGACAGACCCCCUACGCCGCUUCCACAGUAACAGGUGGAACCUGACUUCCUGUGGGACGAGUGUGGCCAGCUCCGAGUGCAGCGAGGAGCUCUUCUCCUCUGUGUCUGUCGGCGACCAGGACGACUGCUACUCCCUACUGGAUGACCAGGAUCUGACAUCCCUGGACCUGUUUCCGGAGGGCAGCGUGUGCAGCGACGUUUCCUCCUCGAUUAGCACCUACUGGGACUGGUCCGACAGCGAGUUUGAGUGGCAGUUGCCAGGAAGCGACAUCACCAGCGGCAGUGAUGUCCUGUCCGACAUCAUUCCUAGCGUCCCAAGUUCACCUUGUCUGGUUCCCAAGAGGAAGCCCAAAGCUCACCCUCACCGCAACCUGGAUGAGCUGCCUUGGAGCGCCAUGACCAAUGACGAACAAGUGGAGUACAUCGAGUACCUGAGUCGUAAGGUCAGCACAGAGAUGGGCCUGCGAGAGCAGCUGGACAUCAUUAAGAUCAUCGACCCCUGCGCUCAAAUCUCUCCCACAGACAGCGAGUUCAUCAUUGAGCUCAACUGUCUUACCGAUGAGAAGCUCAAGCAGGUGCGUAACUACAUCAGAGAGCACAGCCCGAGGCAGCGGGCCAGCAGCAUCCGAGAGGGCUGGAAGAGGAGCAGCCACAGCAGCGCCAGCACAGGCGGCGUCAGCGGGGUCAGCAGCAGCAACGCCAGCAUGGUCAGCUCAGCGAGCUCCUCGACGGGCUCCACUGCAUCCAACUCUGUAGCAGGUGGUACUGCUUCAGCCUGCAGUGGAAGCAGCGUCGCUAACAUUAGCCGCGCCCACAGCGACGGUAACCUUUCGAGUGCUGCAGAACGCAUCAGAGAUUCCAAAAAGCGCUCCAAGCAGCGCAAACUCCAGCAGAAAGCCCUGCGCAAGCGGCAGCUGAAGGAGCAGCGACAGGCCCGCAAGGAGCGUCUGAGCGGCCUCUUCCUGAACGAGGAGGUGCUGUCGCUGCGAGUGACCGAGGAGGACGACCACGGAGACGACCUGGACAUACUUAUGUGACACCAGUGAACCAAUCAGUGCUCCCUCUAAACGCCUGCUCUUACCACUGCAGAUAGCUUAGCAUGCUUAGCCUUGGCUAACACCAACAUUCUUCUGGUACUCGUUAACAUGGUACCUUUUGCCAGUGGCUAUUUUGAGUAACGCUAACACUAUUUAAAUGCGUCUUAAUGAUCCAGAAGAUUGUAGACUCGCUAAGCUAAUUGAGAAGGACAGAUACAGCACACACAUACCUAAGUAGUGUAUCUCUACAGGUAUGUUGGAAACCACCACUGACACAUGGACUGAGCUGCUCUGUCCUUCUAUCUUCCGGUCCCAUCGUACUAUCAAGGCGUUAGAAGGAGCACUGAAGCACUGCAUGUUCUCACCCACACCAUGAUUCAGUAACUCUCAGCUUUGUUCCUUUUAUCAAUCCACCUCUUAUCCAUGUGUUGUAAAUAAAUAACUGCAUAUUUACUGCUUGCUUUUUAAGCUUAUCCCUAGCGACAAAGGUUUAAUUUCAUGUUUUCUCCUUUCCUAUCUGUGUGUAGUAUGACACUCGUGACGCCACAGACGCUUAGCGCAAUCAUAUUUAGACUCAUUUGUGUUUACUAUGUUGGUUUCAACUGUUUUAUAUUUUUUCCCCCCCUGAUAGCACUCCGAAUGUAACUCUGCCACGGCACAGUUUCUGAAUGAAUAGAGCAUACUGGAAGAUCAUGUGUGUUCACGUACUGUACACAGCGGCUGUGUUUCUGAUGAACGCUAACAUCCAGCUAACAUAUUCAGUCAAGUACAGUGUUUGGUGGCAUCGUAGCUACCUGAGAUAAAAGUAACAACCCGCUUGUUCUCUCCAUCUCUCUGCUACGGCGUGUUGAACCACUCGCAGUUAACAGUCUUUACUUUGUAGUAUACUCUAAUUUCUCCUGAAUGGAUUUUUAAUUGCAGCAAUUAUUUUCCAAAGCAGUUCUAUGUAUUGCGUAGUGUUGAAAUAGUAUAAAACUCUAUUUUGGGGAGGGGAAAAAAAGAUAAUUUUGAAAAGAAAAGUGACUGAUGCAUUGAAAUUAUUUGUGUAUAUAAAGUUUUGAUGAUUAUGGCAUUAAACAUCUUUGGAAAAAUACAUGUC
Dunckerocampus dactyliophorus (ringed pipefish) is the source of this 2375-nucleotide messenger RNA. RefSeq names its product family with sequence similarity 199, X-linked (gene fam199x). The transcript is spliced from 8 exons. The coding region runs from base 107 to 1276 and encodes 389 amino acids. The record is from RefSeq and is a predicted model, not a curated record. NCBI's taxonomy places the organism in Eukaryota, Metazoa, Chordata, Actinopteri, Syngnathiformes, Syngnathidae.